CGCAAAGGCGCUCACGAUAGCGAGCAAAGACGGCAACAACUCACAGUGACAACCGAUGCAAAUCGCAAACUUGGGCUUCGUCUCUUUUCCCCUUUUUCUUGUUCUGAAUGUGACUUUUAUUUAUUUAUUUAUUUGUUAAAGCUGUAGCUGCCUGUGGUUCAGUCACAUGUUGGCUGAUCCAUAAGAGCUUAUAUCCAUGUCUUAUGGAAAAGAGGGACGCUGUCAGCUGCAGUGCCGACACUGAGGGAUGAUUCUCCUUUUUUAUGUUUUCUUCUUUCUUGUACUGCUUUAGAAAAUAAUCGGCGGAUUUUUAUAGUUUUAUUUUUAUUCCAUUUCAUUUUCUCAUAUAAGAGUCUUGCGCGUGUCUUGUCCGGCACUGCGCGGAUACCUGAGCACGAGAUCUGGAUUAAGACUAAUGAACCGGGGCUGAAUAAUCUCCACUGGAGCGUUGUGCUGUGCUGUGCGUGUGCGUGUGCAAACCAACACGGACUAUCUUUCUUUUUUCUUUUUCUUUUUUUUUUACUGUGCAUCUCUGCAAAAGGCAGGAGACGAUGUCUGCCCGGGGACACUUUGACGCUUUUUACAGAUGCGCGCUGUUCCUGUCUCUGAGGAUUCUGCUUCUUGUGCCUGCAGGGUUGCCGGUCCGCAGUCAAGGGGACUCUCAGUCCGACAACAAAGUCAUGGACAACAUCACCGUGCGACAAGGAGAGACUGUCUUCCUCAGGUGUGCACAGGGGGACGUCGUCACACACACAGCGUGGCUUAACCGCUCAAGUAUACUCUACGCUGGAGAAGACAAAUGGUCGGUGGACCCUCGGGUGAGCCUGGUGACCCUUAAUCAAGACGAGUUUACCAUCAAGAUUGAGAGCGUGGAUAUGAUGGACGAGGGGCAGUAUGUGUGCGCGGUCCAGACUAGCAGUCGACCAAGAACCACCUCGGUGCACGUCCUCGUUCAAGUGCCCCCGAAAAUCAUCAACCUGUCGAGAGAUAUUGUGGUGAACGAAGGCUCCAACGUCACCCUCAUGUGCCAAGCCAACGGUAAACCGGAGCCCUCCAUUAGCUGGAAGCUCAUCUCCUCCUCAGGGGACCUGGUAUCAGAUGACGAGUACCUGGAAAUCCCAUCCAUCUCCAGACAGAGAGCGGGGACGUACGAAUGCACAGCUAUCAAUGACAUCGACGCAGAUGUUCAGACGGUGGACAUCACCGUCAACUAUGCUCCGACUGUGUUAGAGGGCAGAGAUGUCGGCGUGACCCUUGGCCAGAGAGGAGUGCUGGAGUGUGAGGCUGAUGCAGUGCCCGAGGCGGACUUUGAGUGGUACAAAGACGACAGAAGGAUUUCCAACGGCUUCGACGGCAUGGAGAUUGUGAACACCCCGUCACUUUCGAAGCUGACGUUUUUUAACGUGUCUGACAGCGACUACGGCAACUACACCUGUGUUGCGAUCAACAAACUGGGCAGCUCGAACACAAGCUUCCUCCUGUAUGUGGUAAUUGAACCCACUAGCUCAACGCUAUUGCAAGGACCGAGAGCAGUUCAGGACGGCAGCGGCGGCGCAAUGGGAGUGCACUCACACACCUGGAUCCUCUUCAUAGUGUUUCUGCCACUGCUGCUUCGAUUUUGAAGAGAAUUUGAUUUGAGUGUGUGUGUGUGUGUGUGUGUGU
This is a messenger RNA of Solea senegalensis (Senegalese sole), 1662 nucleotides long. It is a transcript of the gene ntm, whose product is annotated as neurotrimin. Gene Ontology annotation, cellular component: neuron projection. NCBI's taxonomy places the organism in Eukaryota, Metazoa, Chordata, Actinopteri, Pleuronectiformes, Soleidae. Bases 552 to 1622 code for a protein of 356 amino acids. The transcript has 8 exons. The record is from RefSeq and is a predicted model, not a curated record.